This is a messenger RNA of Capsaspora owczarzaki ATCC 30864, 474 nucleotides long. RefSeq lists its product as hypothetical. The record is from RefSeq and is a predicted model, not a curated record. Bases 83 to 394 code for a protein of 103 amino acids. Lineage: Eukaryota; Filasterea; Ministeriida; Capsasporidae. The transcript is spliced from 3 exons.
CGUCUUGUUUCGCUUUCAGCUUGUUUCUCCUCUGGAUUUGAUCCUUGUGUUUGAGGGAAAGGACAAGUGUUGUAUAAAUCAAAUGGCGUCGUCAACAGCCACAGUCACAGGAUCCGCUGCCGACUCUGCGGACGUGGUCGUGGAUGCUCGCCUGGCGCUGCUGCUCGAGCGCUCCAAGGUGAGCAUUGAGGCGUGCAUUGCGCCGGUCGAGCUCGAGCUCAACGCAAUCGAAGCAGCGCGCGCUGACAAGGAAGCAUUCGUACUGACGAGCGUGGCAGACGCGGUCGCUGCGGCCGAAGCAGAUCUGCAAACAGCAAGGAAACAAUCAUUGAGGGACUUGUCAAAGACAGCAGACGACGCUGCGUGGCAGCAAAAGCCAUUCUUGUACCUUUAAUCCUGUUAACAUUGUCAUUCAACCAUUCUCGCUCUUUGAUCAACAAGUGCGAUGCAAAAUACACGAUUUCUUAUGAACGC